Molecule: messenger RNA, 2847 nt
Organism: Menidia menidia (Atlantic silverside)
Lineage: Eukaryota; Metazoa; Chordata; Actinopteri; Atheriniformes; Atherinopsidae
Source: the annotation of a GenBank genome assembly
UUGGGCCGGACCCGCGGCCAUCGCGUGGAAGCCGGUCGGCCUAAAAACGCUCGACUCUCCUCUCCGUCCCCGGCAGGUUAUUACGUCCCCAAAUCCGACGGGGAGUUCUACCAGUUCUGCUACGUGACGCAUGCCGGGGACAUCCGGGGAGCCAGCACGCCCUUCCAGUUCAGGCCGGCCACGCCCACCGAAGAGCUGCUGACCGUCACCGAGGACGACAGCAACUCGGACAUACUGGUCGUCACCACCAAAACCGGCCUGCUCGAGCGCGUGGAGGAGGCACAGCAGGAGCGCAGGGAGCUGCUGAAAGCCAUGCGUCUCCUGCAGGAGGAGAAGCAGCAGCUGCAGGAGGAGCAGAAGCGACUGGCCAGGGAGAGGGAGCAGGAGAGGGAGACGUGUUGUUUACUGCGGACACAUAACCAGGAGCUGCUGAGAUCUUCGCAGGGCCUUUCAGAGGAGCGGGAGGAGGUGCGGAGGAGGCUGACGGAGGCCACUGACCGGGUCCGCCAGCUGGAGGAGGACCUGCUGGGGGUCACCCAGAGGGGCCUGCAAAAGGAGACGGAACUGGACUGUCUUCGUGACCGUUUGAAGAAGCUCACAGCAGAGAGAGACAGUCUGGAGAGCCAGCUGAAGAACGAGAAGGACGAGAGGGAUCUCUACAAGGUGAGUGAAAGCUUCGUUUUUUUUUUCAUCACGCGUCUGCCUCCGUCCCCCCCGGGCGAACUGUCACUGAGCUGGGCUUCGGCAUCUCCGCAGGCCCACCUGCGCAGCACCGAGCUGGAGAACACCAAGCUGAGCGCAGAGCUCCAGAUGCUGAAGGCGGUGGAGCUGAACAGGGAGGUGACCAUCGCCCAGUUCCAGGAGGAGCUGGACCGGCUCCGGGCCUGCGUGGUGCAGCGGGACAACCUGGAGAAAGAGCUUCUGCUGCACAAAGCCGACAAGGCGGAGCUGGUGCGCGUCCGCGAGCAGCUGCGCCAGGCGGAGGAGCAGCUGCUGGCGUCCAGGCAGCAGGCCUCGCUGCUGGCCUCAGAGCUCCGCGACUCGGCCGGCGCCCGCGACCACACCAUGGGCGAGCUGUACCGGGCCCGCCUGGAGGCCGACAAGCUCCGCGCCAGCCUGGCCGACGCCCAGGCCGAGUGCCAGCGCAUGGAGAGCCAGCUGGACCGGAUGAGGAGCACCGCGCAGAAGGAGGUGGUCAGUGCCCGGCCGGACCGGACCGGAGAGUUUCUCCGGCUCGUCGGAUUCAGUCAGACUUGGUCCGGAGGCUUUGCGCACACGGUUUCCGUCCUCCCGUUUCAGGGCGUGGGGACCGGCGGGGAGGCGGCGCCGGGCAUGGCGGUGGUGUCGGAGGCGGAGGCGGAGCUGCAGAGGGAGGUGGAGGAGCUGAAGCUGCGUCUGCACAUGGCCGCCGAGCACUACAAGGAGAAAUACAGGGAGUGCCAGCGCCUCCGCCGGCAGGUGGCCAAGCUCAACAGCACAGAGUCGCAGGGGGAGUCAAAGAGAAAUGUGUCCACCGAGACAACACAGGAGCCGCUGACUCCCAGUCCAGAGUCCCCCACUGAAGGAAACAUCAAUAUCGCGGCGCUACAGGAGGCCGCAGCCAUGACAAUCACCCCCGACCUCGCUGACAAGGGAGUCAUGCACGUAGGUGCCGAGACGGAGGAAACGCAGAGGGGGAGCACACUGAGGGAGAGCGUCCACGUAGAGGCCGGGGGGGCCGCCAAAAAAAUGGAGGACGGCAAAAAAGACAAGGAAGAGGAGGAGGAGAAGAAGGAGGAGAGUCUUCCGGAGGAGAGCCUGAGGAUGACCAGCUGGGUGGAGGUGGGCAGUGAGAGGCUGAGCGUGGCGGAGGAGAGAGAGCCAGAAGCCCCCCAAAAAGAGGAAGAGGAAGAGGAGGAGGAGGAGGAAGAGGAGGACAGCAGUGAGGAGGAGCAGGACCUGGAGGAGGAGGAGGAGGAGGAGGAGGAGGAUGAGGAGGGGAGGAGCACGGACGAGGCAGAGAAGGAGCAGACGCGCUCGGUGGAGGCUGAGCUGGCCAUGAUGGAGGAGAAGUGGAGGGAGCAGUGCGCCAUCAACGAGACGCUCAAACAGCGGCUGGCCGACGAGGAGGAGCGAUUCCGAGUGCAGAUAGCGGAGCGGGUCAGCGAGGUGGCCGAACUCAAACGCAACCUGGCCAAGGCUCUGAAGGAGAAAGAGCAGCUCCAGCAGGAGCUCCAGCGCUACGCCUCCAGGCAGCGGGAGCAGGAGGCGGGGGCCCAGGCGGCGGGGGCCAGCCGGCCCAUGCUGCUGCGCUACGCCCUGCCCUACCCGCAGGACCCGCCCCCCCCGCCGCUGGUGCCGCAGAGGCCCGCCGAGCUGCAGUACGGCAACCCCUACUCCACCGACGGCUGCAGAGCCCCCCCGCCCUGCGCCGCCCCCUGCGCCCCCCCCAUCACGCCGCCCAGCCCCGGGCCGGGGGCCCCGGGCUGGGACCGGGAGGUGGUCUGCAUCCAGCCCUCGCGCAGCACCAGCCCCCCCGAGAAUGCCGAGCGGCAGCCGGAGGAGCCGGAAGAGGUUGGCGAGAGCGCCCCCCAGCAGCCGUGUGACCACCAGGCUAGCAGACGCAGCGAGGCGAGGGGCAGUUUCUGCUUCGACUCCAGUGACGUCCACAAGCGCUGCCCGCUGUGCGAAGUGAUCUUCCCGCCGCACUUCGAGCAGCGCAGCUUCGAGCAGCACGUGGAGAGCCACUGGAAGGUGUGCCCCGUCUGCUCCGAGCAGUUCCCGCUCAACUGCCAGCAGCAGCUCUUCGAGAGGCACGUCCUCACGCACUUCGACGGCCACGUGCUCAACUUCGACCAGAUCGAGUGA